This is a messenger RNA of Aspergillus luchuensis, 789 nucleotides long. RefSeq names its product Rab family GTPase. The transcript has 3 exons. The coding region runs from base 1 to 789 and encodes 262 amino acids. Lineage: Eukaryota; Fungi; Ascomycota; Eurotiomycetes; Eurotiales; Aspergillaceae. The record is from RefSeq and is a predicted model, not a curated record. Gene Ontology annotation, molecular function: GTPase activity; GTP binding.
AUGUCUGAAUCAACUAGCACAAAUACUCCCAAACCGAGUAGCAGCGUCAAGCUGGUACUUUUGGGUGAAGCCGCUGUGGGAAAGUCCUCACUGGUGCUGAGAUUUGUCAACAACGAUUUCCAAGAGAACAAAGAACCGACUAUCGGAGCUGCAUUCCUCACCCAAAAAUGCUCUCUGCCUACGCGAACGAUCAAGUUCGAAAUUUGGGAUACCGCCGGUCAGGAGCGUUUCGCCUCGCUCGCUCCCAUGUACUACCGUAACGCCCAGGCGGCGCUCGUGGUUUAUGAUGUUACCAAACCGUCCUCUCUCACAAAGGCUAAGCACUGGGUUGCGGAACUCCAGCGACAAGCUAGUCCCGGUAUUGUGAUCGCUCUCGUUGGUAACAAGCUGGAUUUGACAAACGACGGGAACGAGGCGGCCGGGGAGUCGCCCGCUGAUGCCGAGGGCGAAUCGUCUACGGCCGAUGCAGAUGAAACCGCCGAAGAACCUCAGGAAGCACAGGAUGUCACUUCCGGUGAUGCUCGGAAGGUGCCUACACGGGAAGCUAGCGCCUACGCGGAGGAAGAGGGUCUCUUGUUCUUCGAGACCAGUGCCAAGACGGGCACGAAUGUCGUGGAUGUCUUUACUGCGAUCGCCAAUGCGAUCCCGGAGAGCAGCCUGAAGAGCGGACGAGCAGGUGGCGCUGGCACGGGCCAGACUAGCCUGAACAGCGGUCGUCCGGCCGAAGACUCGCGGGUCAACCUUGGGGAGCGUGGUCCGGCAACUGCAAAGGAAGGGUGUGCCUGCUAA